Messenger RNA from Protopolystoma xenopodis, 246 nucleotides. The record is from the annotation of a GenBank genome assembly. NCBI's taxonomy places the organism in Eukaryota, Metazoa, Platyhelminthes, Monogenea, Polystomatidea, Polystomatidae.
AUGAGGCUAGUGAAGACAAAAGAUCAAGAUGAUGCUAAGCAAACCUGGUAUCCUGACAGCUUCCGGGACUUCUGCUCUGCCUUUGGUCGUGUAUGUCUGACUCCCGAUGCAGGCCCCUCGGUCAUGACAAGUAUUGGCAGAAGCGAAAUACGAGAGCCGGCGCAUGUCGGGAAGCUUGGGGUCGGUAAAGUUAGGCGUACCUUCGCUGAAUUCGAAAUUGGCGCAUGUCGACGGGGGAGAUUGUAA